CAGAACCAUGAGCUCCCUGUAUGGAAUCCUCUGCCUCCUCUCGGCUCUUGCAGCAACAAGUUGCUCUAACUGUUAUGCGGGUAUUUCUAUAAUGACACGAUGCCCAACCAACAACAACGCUUGCCCAUCAGGAGAGGAGUGCCCAGGUGGUACUGGUGGAAAGAAUGCUGUAUUUUUGGGCAAGCCACGUGCAUGGACAUCUGAAUGCAACCCCUUGGACAGCACGAGCGCGCAGCAAGAAAAAAUGAGGAUAAUCAAAUCACAAUGUUUCCCGAUUCAAUGCAAUAAUUAUAGUCCUGCAUGUGAUAAGAUGGCUAAAAUUUUGGCCUGGACAUAUAAAUGUGCAUCUAAAUGUAACUUCUUGGGCAGCAUGCGUCUACAGCAACUACAAAUCAGCAUGAGCACGUUAUGUUAUGGCCAUCCCAACUGCCCUUCGAUCGCCAAUUCGCUAACUGACAACUCUCCCCUCAAUGGCCUGGUCUGCCCAUCCUGCUUAUCUGCUAACUCUACCUGGUGUCACACUGAUGAAACCAUACAGUGCAGAGGGGAUGAGACUAUGUGUCUUCUUCUGCAGACACUAGAAUCAGGAUCAAUGUCAACUUCAACAACCUUUCGAGGGUGCGCAACAAUGUCUAUCUGUGAUCUUGGCAGUCAGUCCCAAAAUAAGACCGGAUCAUUCACUGAGGUUAAGAUUAACUGCACGAGAGCCAGCACCAGCGGUAGCAACAGAGGCAGCAUGAGUGACCAUAAAGUCGUCUUGACUUCAGCCAUUGUGUGUCUCCUGCUGAAAUUACUCUUCUAGGAUUUUUGGAGGAAUGUGGCCGAAAUAAAUGACAAAGAUGUA
Molecule: messenger RNA, 844 nt
Organism: Bufo bufo (common toad)
Lineage: Eukaryota; Metazoa; Chordata; Amphibia; Anura; Bufonidae
Exons: 6
Coding region: 8-802 (264 amino acids)
Source: RefSeq, a predicted model, not a curated record